Messenger RNA from Spea bombifrons (plains spadefoot toad), 960 nucleotides. It is a transcript of the gene HSD17B14, whose product is annotated as hydroxysteroid 17-beta dehydrogenase 14. The transcript is spliced from 9 exons. The record is from RefSeq and is a predicted model, not a curated record. The coding region runs from base 71 to 901 and encodes 276 amino acids. Gene Ontology annotation, cellular component: cytosol. Gene Ontology annotation, biological process: steroid catabolic process. Gene Ontology annotation, molecular function: estradiol 17-beta-dehydrogenase [NAD(P)+] activity. NCBI's taxonomy places the organism in Eukaryota, Metazoa, Chordata, Amphibia, Anura, Pelobatidae.
GGAGCGUGACUGGAACUGCCGUAACAUCACUUUUAAUGCAUCCCAUUGUCUACCUUGUAGACGAAGCACCAUGGCUUUGAGCGGGUCAGAAAUGGGUCUGCGCUACCACAACAGAGUGGCUGUGGUCACAGGCGGCACAAAGGGCAUCGGCGAAGCAAUUGUCCGGUUGUUUGUGAAGAAUGGUGCCAACGUCAUCUUCUGCUCCAAGGAAGAAAACGCUGGAGAUCUUGAGAAGGAGUUACUGGAGUCUGGACCAGGAACCGGUACUUACGUCUCUUGUGAUGUCACUAAAGAAGAUGAAAUUAGGAGGCUAAUUGAUGUAACAAUGAAGACUCAUGGACGAGUAGACUGUCUCAUCAACAAUGCUGGGUGGCACCCCCCUGAACAGAGAAUAGAUGACACUCAUGCCGAGGAGUUCCUUGAUCUCUUGAAAUUGAAUUUAAUUGGAUAUUUUCUGACGGCAAAGUACGCUUUACCUCAUCUAAGGAAAACACAAGGAAACAUAAUCAACAUUUCAAGUCUUGUUGGAAUCAUUGGUCAGAAACACGCUAUACCUUACGUUGCUACUAAGGGUGCAGUGACUGCAAUGACCAAAGCAAUGGCUGUGGACGAAAGUCAAUACAAUGUGAGGGUUAACAGUAUAUCCCCUGGUAACAUAUGGACACCGCUUUGGGAUGAACUCUCAAGUCACUCUGCUAACCCUGAAGCCAUGAUUCUUGGAGGAAAAGACGCACAGCUCUUGGGCCGGAUGGGCACAGCAGAGGAAUGUGCCAAGGCUGCCCUGUACCUAGCAGCUGAAGGAACAUUCUGCACAGGCAUUGAUCUCCUACUGACAGGAGGAGCGGAACUCAACUACGCCAAUAAAAACCAGCAGGAGACCCGUUCCAGCAUCUACCAUUAACGCUUUAUGGAAGUAAGCUUUUUUAAUGCCAUCAAAUCAGAAAGAUGAAAUAGGUGACC